This is a messenger RNA of Pecten maximus, 3323 nucleotides long. RefSeq lists its product as uncharacterized. The transcript is spliced from 2 exons. The record is from RefSeq and is a predicted model, not a curated record. Bases 865 to 3081 code for a protein of 738 amino acids. Lineage: Eukaryota; Metazoa; Mollusca; Bivalvia; Pectinida; Pectinidae.
UCGCGUUCUGUCUACUGCUAUUUGUAGAAAACAGCUUUCUCGGACAAUGUCAACAGAGUUUAGCCUAUAUCAACACCAAAGAAUUCGUUUCAAUUCCAACAUCCACGGAAGAUGCAGUACUAGUCAAUGUCAUCUUUCAACAUGGAUUCAAUGCUGAUCAAAAUUCCAACAAGUAUUGCACAUCUUUUUGUGAACUCCUGACAUCUGUUGGAUAUUUGGAAAUUGGAGACCUUUCUUCAAAAUACAAGAAACUGUUAACCUCACAUUGCCAGUUUUGGAAGUACUAUCUAAAUGUUGGUGUUGUUACCAGAAUUAAUGCUAUGAUUACUCCCCUGUUUUUGUCAGAAAACAGUGAUAUGAUACUGAUAUUUUACUUUCUCAUCCUGUCUGGAGUGGAACAGAAUCCAGGACCUGGAGAUAACAAUAUUGGGAGGAAAAGAUUUCGCAAAUCUGGAAUGACUUAUAAAUGUUAUUUGACAAACAGAUCAUCUUUUGAAAAUGCACCAAGAAAAUUAAAAAAUGCUGUUAAAGAAAGGGAAGCUUCGGAUCAUGUAGUUCCAACACCUGAAGUAUUGGAUCAGUCUAUUACAAAAGAUUUUCCAACUUUUCCUACAUCAUCAAGAGAUACACCCUUGUUCAGCAGUUUUAAUGAAACAUCAUGUAUAGAUCAAUUAGCAGAUUCUGAUUCAUCUGAAGAGAAUAGUUUUGUACCAGAUAUGGAGUACCAGCAGUGCCUGGAUUCAGAAUCUGAAUGUGAGGAAAUCAUAACAUCUACAGAUUGUGAUUCAUAUCGAAGAGGAUAUUCAUAAGUUUCCUAUUUAUGUCGGUGCUCAAGUCACAUUAGGAGAAAGCAUUCUUGCAAUAAUGCAUUAUGUAAAGAAACAAAAUCUGACAGGUGAAGGAUUUUCAUUGCUACUGGAUCUAAUUGAAUGCCAUUGCAAAGAAGACAAUUUGUUACCUAAAACUGUGUUCAAUUUAAAACAAUGGUUUCAGGAAUUGCAUAUAAAACCAAACAAACAUCAUUACUGUGGUAAGUGUUUGCUAUCAAUUCCAGAUGACUGCGACACAUGUCCUAACACCAAAUGUAACCGGACUUUCUCAAACAAGAACGAAAGGAGUUUUUUUGUGGAAGUAUCUUUGAUAGAACAGCUGAAGAAAUUAUAUGCACAAAGUGACUUUAGAAAAGUUAUAGCAACACAAUUUGAAAGAGCCAGACAAAACUUUGGGAAGAUCACAGAUAUUACUGAUGGAGAAUUUUAUAAAACAUCCAGUUUUUCUAAACAUCUGUCUCCAAAUGAUUUGACAUUUACAUGGAAUACAGAUGGGGUCCCUCUAUUUAAAAGUUCAAAAUCAUCCAUGUGGCCAUUGUUUCUAUCCAUUAAUGAACUUCCAUACAAGAUGAGAAGAAAUCCUGAAAACUUGCUUCUUAUUGGCCUUUGGAUUGGACCUAAAAAGCCAGAAAUGAUGACAUUUCUCCAGCCAUUUAUUGACGACUUCCUUCAACUUGAAAAUGGGAUUCAUAUUGAUAUCACAAAUGAUUCUGGUGCCCAUAUGCCAAUGACCUUUCGGGGAUUCCUUCUCUCUGGUACAGCUGAUCUACCUGCAAAAUGUACUGUUCACAAUAUGAUACAAUUCAAUGGAAAAAACAGCUGUCCAUAUUGCUUACAGACAGGUGAGACUGAACAGGCAGGAAAAGGUGUAUGUCAUGUGUUUCCAUUUAAUUUUGAUGGACCAACUGAACCAAAACGUUCACAUGAUGAAGCAAUGCAAUUUGCUGAAAUAGCUUGCAAUAACGGAAAACCUGAAUUUGGCAUCAAGGGACCUUGUUGGUUUAUGCAACUAAGCAUGUAUGAUUUUGUUAAAAGUAAUUGUAUAGAUUAUAUGCAUUGUGUUUUACUUGGAGUGACAAAGCGCCUAAUCAAUUUGUGGUUUUCAAAAGAAAACUGCAGAAAGAAAUUUAGCUUUUGGAACAAAUUUGAUGAGGUCAACCAAAAAAUGUUAAACCUGAAACCACCAUUAACAAUCACUAGACCACCUAGGGCUUUAUCUGAAUUGAAAUAUUGGAAGGCUUCUGAAUACCGUUCAUUUUUACUCUUUUAUGGACCAGUUAUUUUGUUAAAUGCUUUGAGUAGUGAAUAUUAUUUUCACUUUUUACUUUUAAGCGAGGCAGUUUUUAUUCUGUUAAAAGAUUCUAUUGAAUUCCAAGAAUUAGACCGUGCAGAAAACCUUCUUGAACAUUUUGUUGCUACGUUUACAGGACUGUAUGAACCACGAUAUCUAACAUUAAAUUUUCACCUUUUGCUACACUUAACAGAUAAUGUUAGACAACUAGGUCCUAUCUGGGGGUAUUCAUGCUUCCCAUUUGAAGAUGCAAAUGGCUUUUUGAUGAACUUGGUGAAGGGAACCCAAUCUGUUCAUUGUCAACUAGUUGACUCCAUGGCAAUAAUGCAUGGAUUGCCAUAUUUGAAAAAGAAUUGUGUUGUUACUGGAUCAAAGGCAGAUCAUUUUCUUGAUAGAAUCAAUUGGAAUGGUUCAAGGAAAACAACAGAACUUGUGAAAAAUAUUUAUGCCUUAGGACGAAUUAUAGAAUUAAGUACAGAAGCAAUAUCACAGGACUGUAACAUUGCUUUAGCAAACUUUUUAAAUCUUCCACCAAAUGGUACUGUGUUUAGGUUCAAGAGAUUGAAAAUCCAUGGAAAUGUGAUGCACUCCAAGGAAUACACAAGAGUAAGAGUGAGGAAUAGCUUUACUGUGAGUUACACUGGAAUUAAUGGCAAAAUCAUGUAUGGGUUGAUCAAUUAUUUUCUAGCAUACAGGUCAAACACAAAGCCUUCAGAAACAGUUGUUCUUGCGAUCAUCACACAAUUAUUUGAAAUGAUAGAUGAACAAACACAUUAUUUUCCCUAUGACGAAAUUACAAAAGAAUAUAUGAUGAACCAUUUUAAAGUGUUUGGGCUUCCAAAUUUCAAUUCCCAGAGAAAAGCAAUUAAUGUUGAAAACAUUCUGAAGUUAUGUAUAUAUAUGCCACAGGACAACUGUGCAUAUGUGUGCCAUCCACCGAAUUUAGUGGAAAAAGAAUAAUAAAAUUCAUAAAAGUAAAGAAAUACAUUUGUACACAAAAGACAAAGGUAAAUUUUUACCAAUAUAUAGUAGUGAACAUGAUCUACAAUAACAUAUAUUUAAUGAAGUUUUCAGUUGUUUCUACAGAAUAAUCACUUGUUCCAAUAAUUACCAUUAUAAUGAGAAAUUUAAUUUGCCUAAAAUCCAAUGACAUUGAGGUACAUUUGUACAAAAUAUGGUAAAUAAUAAAAUGAUAAGCUUUA